GGGUGCGUGUCUGAUUGGAUAAAAUUGCGUUUGAUGGCGUCUCUUUCUUCAGCCAAUCACGAUCGCAGCGGAGUCUUGACGUGAAGCAGCGAAGAUAUGUGGGUGGAUUGUUGUUGAGAUAUGAUGGCAGAUUCAAAUUUGUGUAUACUGUGUGGCAGAAAAUUUACAGCUAGAAAGAAUUUGUUUGCACACUAUAGAGGGGUACAUAAAUUACAGCCACAUACGAGGGCUACGAUUCGAUGUCCCAAGGAAGGCUGCAGGUUUUCCUGUAACUUUUUGGCUAAUUUGAGAAUACAUGUAGAGCAAGAGCACAAUACUCCGAUGGUGAAAGAAGUACUUCUGUUCGAAUCACCGGAAGAGUUUCAGGAGUGGAAGACCAAAGAAGAGAAGGAAACCAAAAGCAGCUUUGUACAACACUGUGGUGCUAAGCGCACAAAAGGUGGCACUGAAAGGAUCACUUUUGUUUGUCACAGAAGUGGGAAGUUUCAGUCUUCAUCCACAGGCAAAAGGUUGCUGAAAUCACAAGGCAGUAUCAAGUUAGGAAGCCACUGUACUGCUGCUAUUGAGCUCCACAGAGAAGAAAGUGGUGAUUGUACUGUUGUUUAUUUCAAAACGCACUUUGGCCAUGAACAGCAUAUAGGCUUACUGCAGCUUAGUAGAUCUGAUAGGGAAGCCAUUGCACGUCAAAUUGCUAAGGGCGUGCAUUUCGAAAAAAUUUUGGAUGAUGUGAAGAGCUCCAUCCAUUCCGGAGAACCGGAGAGGCUGCACCUUAUUACUCGUCGCGACCUCCAUAACAUAAAGAGAGAUUUUGGGAUUGGUGGCACUCGGCAACAGGACAUUGAUGAAGUGAAUGGACAAAAUGAAAGACCGGACACAAAUUCUUCUCAGUUGAGGAGACUGGAAUACAAAUUACAGCUUUUGAGACGCCGUAUCAGCUCAGGUAUGAUGUCCAGAGAAACAAAGUGUAAAGUGGAAAAAGAAGUCGAUCGUUUGCUUUCACUUACUCAGUCGGACUUCAGCAGGGAAGUUCCGCAUUCCCACAAUAGUAAAAAAUUGAAAGUGCUACGAAUAUCUGAGAAGUCUAAUAUCAACAGUGAAGUUCCGCAUUCCCUCAGAAACGAAAAGUUGAAAGUGUUACAGACACCAGAUAAGCCCAACAUCCAUAGGAAAGUUCCACACUGCUUCAACAAAGAAAAGCUGGAAGUCCUACCAAUACCUAUCAAGCCUAAGACAUUUCCAAGGAGCAUUUUUGUGGUUCCGGCCCAUAUUGAGAAGCCAAAUAGUGUAAUUGUGAAGGAGAAACCAAAUAGUGAAGUUAAGACUGUGCAUGUUGGUUUUGAUCACACGUACUGUCAGAGCUAGUUAGUGUGUGUGUGUGUGUGUGUGUGUGUGUGUGUGUGUGUUUUUCAUAUAGUUUAUUGCCUACUGGAAACAUGCCAUUUAAAAAUAGAGCAAUGUAUCUGGCUUGGUACAUCUGUGGUGAUAUGGAAAAUCAAGUGUUGUUAACCCUCUAUUGCAUGACUUUUUUUUAGGGAUCCAAUUUCAAUGAAAACCAUAUCUGGGGGUAGGGUCUGACACACAAAAUACUGCGUAACAGGUAAAACAGAGAAAUUUUGAUUUAUUCAAUAUUUUAUGAUUGUUGCCAUAUGGCAACACCAUGCUUAUGUCAACACACUUCCCAGAAGACUCUCAACACUGUUAUUUACAUAUAUGUGUAAAAUUACUUAGGAAAGGUACACAAAUGUGCUUCUAUGUACAUUUAUGAAUAUUUUUUGGUGAAAAACUGUUACUUUCCUGUUUUUUAAAAAAAUAUUUUGUCACGUAUUCAACAGUUUGAUAACUCAUUUCAUCACUCAGAGUGAAAUUUUAAAAAACAGUUCUUAUUUGCAGUGAAAUAUAAAUGCAUCUCGGAAUUCAAACACUUCACUUUAACAAUUCCAUUGCAAGAUGGAACUUUGUACCUUGCUUUGAUAUCUAUAAUAAGCAAAAGUCCUAUGCCACCUAGUCCCAUAUCUUUUUCAGGCAGCGCAGCUGUUGGUCCUUUCUUCUUCUUCUUUGCCUUGUAGGCUCUCUCAAUGGAAUUACUUACAGGUCUUCCUUGCCUUCUUGCCUCACUUUUUCCACGGAACAACAAACCUCUAUCUAUGGCCUUCUUGAAAUCUGCUAAAGUGAGUUUGCUUUUUCAAUGCAAUCCACUUGAUAGUUCACUUCUUCUGUAAAGAAACCAAGCAUUCUCUACCAUCAGGUCUAGAAUAUGAAAAAAUAUUCUGUGGUACCAUUUUUUGGAAUGUAUCUGGAUCCUGUACAAUGCUAGAAGUGAAUCCACAUGAUCUGAUUAUACUCUACUACUGCCCUGGGGCAAGGCACCUAGACUGACUUCUUCAACUUCUUGUCAAAUUUUUCUUCUUCAAUCAUUGGAUUUGCUCCCACAAAAUUGCUGAGUAAUGUCACAAAUCUGUUGUCAUGCCACUUCUUUGCAGCAGAAUACUGCAUAUUUCCUAUGGAACACUGCUUUCAUCCAUUGCAUUUCUUCCAGGUCUCUUCAUUUUCUUAUCAGAGUUGAACACACAUCUUUUUAGACGAUUGGAACAAACGGUGCCUAGGCUGUAGAUUCCUCUUUCUGCCAGUUUCACUUACACAUCUACAGAACCAGAUGUCAAAAAAAAAAAAAAAAAAAAAAAAAAAAAAAAAAAUACAAUUUUUGUGUUCAGGUAUUACACUAGCUAGCCUUAGCACAACAUUUCAGCUGGCUCCUGUAACAGGAAGAUAUUCAUUUUGGUUUGUUCUGCCAGUAUACAGUUCAAAGUUGUAUACUAAACCAUUCACACCAGGUAGUACAAACAUUUUGUAGCCCCAUUUCUUUGGAUUUUUUGGAUUGUACUGUUUCAUUGAAUGAUGCCCUUUGAAUGGCAUAAUCUGCCCGUCAAGGCUGAAUUUUUCCAGUUUCAGUAGCACUUUACACUAAGAAAGAGUAUGGUCAAUAAGGCUCUCCUUUAGGUAUUGUACUCAAAUUAUUAGCAAAAUGUAUGUCACUUUUUAUUUGCUCAAAGUGAGUUAUACGCAUUGUCAGCAACAAUGGGAACUCUAGUCUCAGGAUUCCAGUAAUUUCUAGUAGAAGGGAGUCUAAUCACAGACAUAGAGAACACUAUUCCUAUCCAAAUUUCUAAUUUUUGUGUGUCAUGUUUCAGCCCUUCUGCAUAUUUUAUUUUUUUUAUUUUUGGUGGAUAGUGACUCCUCAACAAUAAUGUCCAACAUUUUGCUUCCAAGAAAUAUGAAACUAUUCUUUUGUGCUGCAUAUAUGAAAGGGGAUGUCAAGUGUACCAGUCCAUUCUAGCAUGACUAGUACUUUCCGGCAUUUCUUCCAACUACACACAUGUUUAGGCCUUUGCUUUUGGAGCACUAUUUUCAUGUUUAGGCCUUUGCUUUUGGAGCACUAUUUUCUUCUGCUGCUACAAUGUCGUUUUGAUGUAGCACAUUGUUUUCGUCAUGUUCUUCCUCUUCUUGUUCCGUUUCCUCUUACUCUUGUUCUCCUUCACUGUCAUAGUCUCAGAAAUGGCUAUACCACGUCCAGCACUUUCAUCCUCUGAAUCAUCUGCAAAUACUUCUUCACUGUUGGUGUUACCCAAUUUUGAAUCGUCACUUUCUUCAGGAAUAUUCCUAAUUGCCGCUGAAUGUCUGCCACCGUAAAAGCAUGAAGCUGGAAUUGAUGCCAUGUCUACAAAAUAAAAGUAAUUAACAGCAUUGUACUGAAUCCACCCAUGUUGAAAAAGGUUAUGUUUACAUUGGCAAGAUAAUAGUGCUCACAUAUUGCAACAAACUGAAAAUAUUGAGUAAUUAUUUAUCAUUCAGUUAAAUAGGCAUUGAAUCAUUAUCUGUGCUAUUAUUAAGCGUCAUUUUACAUACCUUAAAAAUAUAAUUUUUUUAAGUGUUAUCUAAAUGGCAGAAAUAAUUUACUUUUUCUGCUGUUGUAGCAUGUGUUUACAUAUAGUGGACCUCCAGCAAUGACUAUAGACCAUCAGCAUUUUCUGCCAAUAUAACACUGCUAAACACAGUCUACUUUGACUCAGUCAGACUGUGUGCUGCUAUAAGGCAACGCCAUACAUAUACAAGCAGUUUCUGUAACAUUAUACGUAAAUUUAUAGUUCGUUGCCAUAUGGCAACACUGUGCAGUAGAGGGUUAAUAUAGGAAACAAAUUAGUCCUGUUAUUUUUGCAUAUGGUGCAAGAGCUUUAAUUUGAUUAUUUUUAUAUAUGAAUUGGAGUGUGUCCCUUGCAGCAAAUGAUGGAAAGUUUGUUUGGUUAUAAUUCCUUUAAUAGAGGGAAGACCAGUGUAAUUUAGUAUGGAAUCAGUCUUCCUAGUUUUUUAUUUUUGUUUAUUUUUUUAUUAUAAAAAACUAUGUAUCAUGGUUUGCCCAGGUAGAAACCAGAGGCAUUUUUGUAAGGUCAGUUAAAAUUUAUUUGUAUCUCAUUAUUUAUCUUAACAAUGCCAAAUGGGUGCGAUAACUUCUGGUCGGCCUGUGUAUAAAUGUACAAAAACUGAGUGCAAAAAGUUUUAUUUCAUGUGUAACUGAGUUGUAAAUAAGAAGAGCAGAUUGUAAAACUGAAUGUCAAAGUGAUUAAUAGUCUGUUAAUGUACCCUGAGAGAAAGAAAACAUGCCAUAAAAAUAACAUGUAAUUUGUAAUAAAAUGAAUAAUUUUAAAAAUGAAAAUGUGAAACUUUCCAGAAAUAUUUCACCUUUUCCUUUCUCAAACUUAUUUUUGCUUUACCAGGGAAUAAGUAAAACCAUGGUUGCUUAAAUUAA
This is a messenger RNA of Schistocerca gregaria, 4801 nucleotides long. RefSeq lists its product as uncharacterized. NCBI's taxonomy places the organism in Eukaryota, Metazoa, Arthropoda, Insecta, Orthoptera, Acrididae. The record is from RefSeq and is a predicted model, not a curated record. The transcript has 3 exons. The coding region runs from base 121 to 1362 and encodes 413 amino acids.